AUGCCGCUCAGUUCCUGCAGCCGACAACUCAUCCAGACGCUUGCUUUCCUGAGCUGUGGGAUACUUGGGUCCACCCGAUCUUCAUGUAGCGUACGUCGAUCUAUGAAGAAAAGGAGUAAUGAGAGCCCUCCGUUAUUAGAAAAACACGAAGAAAAAGACGAGGGAACUCGAAGGAUGAGCCGCCGUCCUACACUCCUUAACGCACUUGAACAUGCGAAUCGAGCAGUUGCGCUAGACACCGCGGGUUCAGUCCCCGAGGCGACAGAAGCGUACAACCGAACUAUUGAACUGCUUGAGGGCGUACUUCGGGAUAUUGGGGAAGACGAUAGUGAUAGUGAAGAUUCCUUGAGAAUAAAGAAGAUCGACCCAGCUUUUAAUAUCAGUUUGCAGCAGUGA
Molecule: messenger RNA, 396 nt
Organism: Rhizoctonia solani
Lineage: Eukaryota; Fungi; Basidiomycota; Agaricomycetes; Cantharellales; Ceratobasidiaceae
Product: MIT (microtubule interacting and transport) domain
Exons: 2
Coding region: 1-396 (131 amino acids)
Source: RefSeq, a predicted model, not a curated record